Messenger RNA from Peronospora matthiolae, 645 nucleotides. The record is from the annotation of a GenBank genome assembly. NCBI's taxonomy places the organism in Eukaryota, Oomycota, Peronosporomycetes, Peronosporales, Peronosporaceae.
AUGCCUCCACGUGGAGCCUUCCUGCUCUUCGAGGGCUUGGAUCAUUGUGGCAAGACGACGCAGACGAAGCUUCUUCACGAGGCUCUCACCUCCUCCUCUCCUUCCAUCCCUUCCACUGUGUUGCACUUCCCAGACCGCAGCACUGCCAUUGGCAAGAGCAUCCACUCGUACCUUACGAGCUCUGCUGCAAUGGACGACCACGCCAUCCACCUGCUUUUUUCUGCAAACCGAUGGGAAGCAGCCACUACAAUUGAGUCCCUCUUAGUCAGUGGUCAACACGUUAUACUUGACCGCUACUCGUUCAGCGGCGUGGCUUUUUCCGCUGCCAAAACUGGCAUGUCCCUCGAUUGGUGUUGGGCUCCAGAGACUGGCUUGCCUAAGCCGGACGCUGUCAUUUUCCUGGACGUACCAGUCGCACAGACGGCAGCUAGAGGUAACUUUGGUCAAGAGCGGUACGAGAAGAUGGACUUUCAAGGGAAGGUGCGCCAGAACUUUUACGCUAUCAUGGAACGCACGACGCCCAAGUGGCACGUCGUGGACGCAACGGGGACGACCGACCAAGUACAUCUCAAGGUGUUGGAUAUUGCCAAAGAGGUGAUAGCAAAGUACACGGGGAGUCCAUUGAACCACUUUGAGAAGUUGUGA